AUGAUGAAAGAUUGCAUUGACUAUUCCAAGGGAUGUGAGGCUUGUCAAAGGCACGGCCCGAUCCAGCAGGCUCCCUCAGUUCCCAUGAAUCCAGUGGUGAAGCCAUGGCCUUUCAGAGGAUGGGCAAUGGACCUCAUUGGCAAGAUCUAUCCAGCCAGUAGCAAGCAGCAUUGUUUUAUCAUUGUGGCUACAGACUAUUUCACCAAGUGGGUAGAAGCCAAGCCUGUUAAAUCCACUACAUCCCAAGAGAUCAUCACCUUCAUAGAAAAGCAGAUUAUACAAAGGUUUGGCAUUUUAGAAUCAAUCACAACUGACAGAAGAUCUUCUUUCAUAUAUGGAGAAAUGCUGGAUAUGGCAGAGGCAUUCAAAUUUAAGCUACUCCAAUCCACCCCUUACUAUGCUCAAGCUAAUGGACAGGCAGAAUCAAGUAACAAGGUGAUCAUCAAUAUUAUCAUAAAAAUGCUUGAGAAGAAUCCAAAGCGGUGGCAUGAGAAGCUAUCAGAAACUCUGUGGGCAUAUAGGACUUCAAGGAGAGAGGCAACUGACAUGACCCCAUAUGCCCUAACUUAUGGUCAUGAUGCAAUUCUGCUUAUGGAGUUAGCAGUCCAGUCUCUCAGAAUUUCUCAUCAACACAAUCUGGUUGGAGAGGACUACGCUCAAGCCAUGCUGCUAGAACUGGAAGGAUUGGAUGCAAGCAGGAUUGACACCCUCAAUAAGCUCUUAGCAGGAAAACAGGUUGUAUCAAGGGCCUACAACAAAAGACUUAAAAACAAGACUGGUUAUGGAAAGUGGUCACCUACAUGGGAAGGUUCUUUCAUAAUUAAUCAGAUCCUUGGAAUGGGGGCAUACAGCUUACAGGAUCGAGAUGGAGAUGUCCAUGCUGCACCAAUUAAUGGCAAAUGGUUAAAGAAGUUUUAUCCAACUAUGUGGGAUUCACAGGCUGUGCAGACAGAUCCUGGAUUAGAAAGAUAG
Prunus armeniaca (apricot) is the source of this 972-nucleotide messenger RNA. NCBI's taxonomy places the organism in Eukaryota, Viridiplantae, Streptophyta, Magnoliopsida, Rosales, Rosaceae. The record is from the annotation of a GenBank genome assembly.